Osmia bicornis bicornis is the source of this 1172-nucleotide messenger RNA. It is a transcript of the gene eIF3i, whose product is annotated as eukaryotic translation initiation factor 3 subunit I. Gene Ontology annotation, biological process: cytoplasmic translational initiation. The transcript has 5 exons. Bases 153 to 1133 code for a protein of 326 amino acids. NCBI's taxonomy places the organism in Eukaryota, Metazoa, Arthropoda, Insecta, Hymenoptera, Megachilidae. Gene Ontology annotation, cellular component: cytoplasm; eukaryotic translation initiation factor 3 complex, eIF3m. Gene Ontology annotation, molecular function: protein binding; RNA binding; translation initiation factor activity. The record is from RefSeq and is a predicted model, not a curated record.
GCGAUACGACACAAAAUACAGAAAUUUGCAGGACCUGCUGCCUCUUACCACCUCUUACCUCGUUUGUGGUUUUACAUUGAAAACUUUUGUAAUUUAGUAAAGUAUUUGCUGAUAUUUGGACCAUUUUACAUAGUCGUGUAUUUUAAUAUAAAAUGAAACCCUUGAUGUUACAUGGGCACGAACGUGCCAUAACACAAAUCAAAUACAAUAGAGAAGGAGACUUAUUGUUUUCCUCUAGCAAAGACAAAAAGCCAAAUGUUUGGUACUCUUUAAAUGGAGAACGGCUUGGAAGUUUUAAUGGACACAAUGGUUCUGUGUGGUGUAUAGAUGUCAAUUGGGAUACAACAAGAUUUUUAUCCGGAAGUGGUGACAAUUCAUUAAGAGUUUGGGAUUGUGAAACUGGAAAAGAAAUAGGUUUACUUGAGACAAACAGUUCAGUGAGGACGUGUAGUUUCAGUUACUCUGCAAACCUUGCUGUUUAUUCUACUGAUAAAGCUUUAGGGCAUCAGUGCGAAAUGUUCAUCAUUGAUAUAAGAAAUGUUGAUGCAAAGUUAUCGCAAGAAGAUGCAAUUUCCAGAAUUGCAGUCACUGGUCCCAGAAUCUCAGCUAUUCUAUGGGGUGCAUUAGACGAAACAAUUAUCACUGGUCAUGAAGAUGGUGAAAUUGCUCUUUGGGAUGUGAGAACAAGAAAGAAAUUGUCAAGUGUCAAAGGACACAAAUCACAAAUAAACGACAUGCAGUUCAAUAAAGAUGGCACCAUGUUUGUAACUGCGUCGAAAGAUAAUACUGCCAAAUUAUUUGACAGUGAUUCAUUGAUGUUACUAAAAACGUAUAAAACGGAAAGGCCUGUGAACUCGGCCACAAUUUCACCUAUCUAUGAUCACGUGGUUCUUGGAGGAGGUCAGGAUGCUAUGGAUGUCACAACAACGUCUACUCGUCAGGGAAAAUUUGAUUCCCGAUUUUUCCAUUUAGUAUUCGAAGAAGAAUUUGCUCGUUUGAAAGGACAUUUCGGUCCAAUUAAUUCUCUUGCGUUUCACCCUAAUGGUCGUAGCAUUGUAACGGGUGGGGAAGAUGGUUAUGUUCGUAUUAAUACUUUUGAUCAAUCGUAUUUUGACUUUCAUUUUGAAUAUUAAUUUUGUCAGAUAAAAGUAAUAAAAUAUGUAUAAAUCAAA